UUGUGUUUGUAUAAAUGACUUUUCCAAAAUAUUUUUAUUUGUAUGGCAACAAGUUACAACCCACAGAUUUUCAUGAGAACUUUUUAAAAGAUAUACAACAACAUGAGUCGUUUGUCUAUUCCUUUUUAAAAGCUUUGUUAGAAGCGUGGAAGCAAAUUGGAUGGAAUACGAACCAUGCGGUGAUACAAGAACAGUUGUAUUGUUGGAAACAACAACUGUGGCUAGAAAUAGGACAAAGGGUCUAUUUAGAUACGAGUCCUAGUCAAAAAUACUUUUUUGAUGUUUUGCAUGGUUUAUGGGAAUGGGUAUUCUAUAAAGCACGAGUAGGAAAUGCAAAUGAGUUGAACAACAUUCAAGAUUGUUACUCGUUGAAAGUGGAAGAUGUCCAUUCCGUAUCUAGUCAUUCACCACUCAAAGUAGGUCACGGAAAUAAGAAGCCAUCUUCAUCAGCUGUGAUGACCAAAUAUGCGAGAAAAGUAUUGAAUGAUUGGUUCCAUGCGAAUAUGCAUCAUCCUUAUCCAUCCGAAAAGGUGAAAAGAGAAUUGGCUCAUGAAGCUGGUAUUACCGUGGAACAAGUCAACACCUUUUUUGGAAAUAAAAGAAUGCGUACGAAACGAAAACUGGCAAAGCUCUUUCAACAACAACACCAGGAUACGGAUACAUCAGGUAACUUUUCUCCACGGUUUCGAUGGCAAAAGUUGAUAUUUCCACAACUAGUAGAGUUAGAAAAGUCCAAAAUAUCCACUCAAUAUAAAUAACAACGUUAGAUAUGGUUGUGUCAUCUUUCUGGGUUUUGCCAUUUAUUUGUUCAAAAGGAGAGAAAUGAUCUUCGUCGUUGGAGAAAUCAUCGAAUAUCCCAUUCUUAUUUUCUUAA
Galdieria sulphuraria is the source of this 874-nucleotide messenger RNA. Its product is annotated as homeobox protein. The transcript has 3 exons. The coding region runs from base 15 to 758 and encodes 247 amino acids. Lineage: Eukaryota; Rhodophyta; Bangiophyceae; Galdieriales; Galdieriaceae. Gene Ontology annotation, molecular function: RNA polymerase II cis-regulatory region sequence-specific DNA binding; DNA-binding transcription factor activity, RNA polymerase II-specific. The record is from RefSeq and is a predicted model, not a curated record. Gene Ontology annotation, biological process: neuron development; regulation of transcription by RNA polymerase II; animal organ morphogenesis.